Molecule: messenger RNA, 1569 nt
Organism: Gloeophyllum trabeum ATCC 11539
Lineage: Eukaryota; Fungi; Basidiomycota; Agaricomycetes; Gloeophyllales; Gloeophyllaceae
Exons: 3
Coding region: 1-1569 (522 amino acids)
Source: RefSeq, a predicted model, not a curated record
AUGUCUGAUUUCUUCAAGCUGGCCAGACUGGCUCACAGUCGUCUUGCGUAUCCUCUGGAGGUCUCAAACAGGGGCUAUCAAUCAGACUGGUUCCAGAAGCUAGAAGCUGAUGAAGAUGUGCUCAAGGCUAUCAAGAAACCUGGCAAGCCCAAGGACUACUAUGAUUCUUGCCUCAACAUCAUGCGCUGCGACCUCUGGCCCCUGAUCAACUCUGCCAUGUGCCACACUGUCCACACCCUGCUCUGGCCAGUUGCUAACGAAGUGGGUAAUCGUGACGGUACAGCUGCCACCAGAAUGGCUCGUCUAAUGUGGCUGCAUGAGGAGGUCUUCUCUUUCUACUUUGGUCAUGAGGCAGCCUGGCAGCUAAAGGAGGCUGUCUUCUCCCAUGCUAUCAAGCCCCUUGUGAAAGACGCUACUAUGGAACAGUUCUUUUGGGACUCUUAUGCAGAAAGGCCUGAGGAGACUAUUGAGGUGGAAGAUUCCAAUACUGCCAUCGGCAUCUCAGAGUCAGCAAGCCUCCAAGAGCAGCAGGCCAAGGCUCUGCAAAAGGUCUUUUCCUUGUUCAAGACACCAGGGUUGGGUGGGGUUCCCAGAGAUGGUGGCUCUGCUGUGUAUCAUCCAGAGAUGGCCAAAGCUCUCAUCAAGUUUGCCAAGAAUGUCGCUCCAUUCUUUAUAAAAGAGGAUGUCUUCUACGCUAACAACAAGACUGGGCCUCCUCAUGAUGUCUCAGAAGCUGAGGUAGAGUGGUGGCUGGGCAAGCAUGGGUUUACCAAACUCAAGGUGGCUUCCAAAGAGCAAGUGGAGGCAUAUUGGAAAGAAGAUCAGGAAGACUCUGAGGAUUCCCCAGUUGUCCUUGUGGCUCCUCCUCCCCUGCCUUCUGAGUUUAAGAAGAUUCAGAAGAGGAAAGAGGCACAUGAAAAGGUGAUGGCAAAACUGAUGCAUGGUCCCAUGAAUUUUGUCCCCUGGAUCAAACCUGGCAAGCAGGCUCCUAAAGCCUCAUCUGCCUCCACCACUUUGCGAACUUCUUCUGGUACCAGCUCUCCUGUCUCUCCACCUGAUCCUGAUCAGCCUGGUGAUCCCAAGGAGGGCUCCUCAGAGGCUACUGGCCUUCAGAAGAAGAGAAAGAGGGCCAAUCCUCCCAAGGCUACCAAGACCAAGAAAGGCAAAAGCAAGACAGCAGCCAAGCAGCAGCCCAAGUCAGCUGAAUUUGUGGAAGACAGUGACUCUGAGGAGGAGCAACCCUUGGCCAAGAUGGCCAAGGGUCAGCCCAAGUCAGCAGAAUUUGUAGAAGACAGUGACUCUGAGGAGGAGCAACCCUUGGCCAAGGUAGCCAGGAUUGGCAAUGCUCAGGGUGGCAAGGCAGGUCAAGAUGGAGCUGGAAAGGUAGGACCUCAGGAUGGCAUUGUGCCAGAGUUGCAGCCACAGCCAUCUGCCAACCCAGGGCAAGAUACACAGACUCUUGAUGGAAUGGAGAUCACUUAUGAUGAGCAAAUGGAUGAGGAAGUCAUCAAGGAACUAGAGGGUGAGGUACAGCAACAGGCUCAGCCCAAGCCUCCCUCUUGUCAGUGA